AAUGUUGCAACUGUAUAUCCUGAUGUCCAAUGCCUGGAUACGGAUGACACUACCCUCAAGCCACUGUUUUUUACCAUCAAAUUUUCCAGUACACUUCCAAGACAUCUGAUCGAGCAAAACAUACCUAUCGAGAUAUUGGUCUCAAUAGCUGAAGAAUACGGGUGCUUCACCAUGCCGUUCCUGAACAUUAUGCCAGUGGAUCUAUGGCAGUUCGAUGCUGGAAGUUCGCUACACUCAGGAGACUCAGAUGUGAGUACAUUUGGUGAAUAUAUUACCCAUCCUGAUGAUAUUCCCAUCCCAUUUCUCCCCCUUCCACCAGCAUUCAACUACACCAUUCAAGCUGAUUGGGUGGCGCUAUCAAAACAGAUCAAGAAGUGGCUCGUAGAACUCAAUACGGAAUUACCGCAGUGGACAUGGGGACGGGACACAUUUUGGUUGGCAUUUGUUGCAGGAUAUCCCUUUUUCCCCAGAGGUAACUGGCGGAUGUGGGAUCCUCGCAUACCAUUGGAAGGUGUAUUCAUUGAAAGGUGGUUAGAG
Suillus paluster is the source of this 537-nucleotide messenger RNA. RefSeq lists its product as uncharacterized. The record is from RefSeq and is a predicted model, not a curated record. The annotation marks the transcript as partial. The transcript is spliced from 3 exons. Lineage: Eukaryota; Fungi; Basidiomycota; Agaricomycetes; Boletales; Suillaceae.